UAUAUAGCUGAGUGGUGGCCUGGGGAAGGUGUUCCUGAGAAGUGCUGGCUCCAGGCUCCAGAGGCCACAGAAGCAGACUACAAGAUUCUCACACCAUGAAGAGCCGUCUGGUCACGUGGGGGUUGGCCAUCCUCUGCAUGCUGCUUGCUAGCCACCUCUCCAUGGCCAAGGGGAGGGGCAUAAAGCACAGGUUCAAGUGGAACCGGAAGGCCCUCCCUAGCGGCGGCCAGAUCACCGAGGCCCGGGUGGCCGAGAACCGCCCAGGAACCUUCAUCAAGCAAGGCCGGAAGCUGAACAUCGACCUCGGGGUGGAAGGCAACAGAUACUACGAGGCCAACUACUGGCAGUUCCCGGAUGGGAUCUACUACGAAGGCUGCUCUGACGCCAACGUGACCAAGGAGAUGCUGGUGGCCAGCUGCAUCAACGCCACCCAGGCGGCCAACCAGGCUGAGUUCUCCCUGGAGAAGCUGGAGAGCAAGCUGCACCAGCGAGUCCUGUGGCGGCUGAUCAAAGAGAUCUGCGCCACCAAGCGCUGCGAGUUCUGGCUGGAAAGGGGCGCGGCCCUGCGGGUCGCCGUGGAUCAGCCAGCCGUGGUCUGCCUCCUGGGCUUCAUCUGGUUCAUUGUGAAAUAAGCCACAAAGAGGCUGGCAGCCACCGAGAUGGGACUUUCUAUACGUAGCCCAGGUUGGCCUCAAACUCAUGAUCUUCUGGCCUCCUCCUCCUCCUGAAUGCUGAGAUUACAGACAUGCCAUCAAGCCCAGAUGUGUGUUGACUUCCGAUGUCCCCUGGCCCUGUAUGUGUUUUUAGGUAUCCUCUGAGCAUCUCUAAUAUGCUUCCUUUCGACAGAGUUCUCCACAAUCACUAUUGGUUUUUUAAAACCACUUCAAUAACCUCUGUGAAUUAUUUAACACUACAAAAAUAUAAUUACUGGCCAAAAAGCCUAAGAGAAAUGACAUCUUUAGAGAGACGCAAUAAAGAAUCAUUGUCUGUCAUCACAAGAACUGAUAUAGCCCUUGAAUUUAAAUAUAUGUAUAAAUAUGGAUAUUACUUAAUUUUUUAAAAACAAAUCUAAUCUUUUAAGGUUCUUCCACAGGCCUUCCUCCCCUUUCAGGGUCACCAGGAGCUGCUGAGCCGUAUCUGGAGAUAACUUCUGCUGGGCACAUUCUCUUUUGAAAGGAGCAUCUGCCAGGGGGCUCAGGGAUUGUCACAGGGUUUAUCCGCAACAUUUCAGAACAUGAGUGCUGAUAAACCGUACCCCAUGUGCCUCAUGGGCCGGGUUCCCACUGCUAUCACUUCUUCCCAAGGACACCUCUGGAAGGCUUCACAUGGUAAAGGGACAUGAGGCAGGACAGCCCAAGGACACAUAGCCUUCCACUGGAACUCUCACCCCGGACAGACAGACGGCGCAGAGAAGUCGGCCUGCCGCCAGCAGGACACGCCUCCGCAAUCUGCUGUCUCCUCAUCCUACACCAGAGAGCAGGGGAGAAGCCCAGAGCACAGCGCAUUCCUUGCAUGCCAGUUCAAACAUGAGGCAAGAAAGAAAGACCGGUUCUUGCCUGGUGAUGUUGGUGUUCCAGUGCCCAGCUCAAGGCUUAGUUACCAGCGAACACAAAGCUGUUAGCAGCUUCGUCCUGAUGUGAAAAUGCUUAGGCUGAACAUAGUCCAUGCUCCAUGAUUAUCACUGUGUCCCCUGUAUCAUUGGCCAUCACACCCAGUGAGCCUAACUAUGACAGCAGAUGAAUGUCCAUGUGGUGAUUUGACUGUUUGCUUACUUAGUUUUUAGCUGAGAUGAUCUUGCUCUUACAGAUCAGGAGGAGGACAUUUGAGUCUGGCUUUGGCUUGGCCAGGAGUUUACCAGGUGCCCGUUAAGAAAAGGGCCCUGUGAGGCAUUUCUAGGUUAUUCUAAAAGUUGUGGCUUGACAACAUACACAUUUUUCCCCAGCCAUUGCUUUCUUACCCUUUCCAAGCGUUCCCAAGUUCAGACACCUAGGCUGUAGAACUGCCCAGCAAACUGGCAGCAGAGUGAAAAGCGGCUGCAUCUCCAGCACACAAUUAACUCACUGCUGCUUCCACUUCUCCUGACUGCCCAUAUGCAGAAAUUCCAAAUGCAGUGUAUAGAUUUGCAACCCUGCUACAGGGCGCUGGAUACCUUAGAGCUUUACUUAACUUCACGUGGUGCCUUCUGUCCAUUUUUAGAAUGACUUUUGUUUUCUUGUUUCUCCAGCCCCUCCUCUGCCUUAGGACGAGACCUGUACCCCUUUCCUGUGUUUAAAUGUAAAGACAAGAGUUUGCUUAGUUGCAGCCUUUAAAAAUAUUACAAUCAUGUGUGGUGUUUGUUCCUUCGCAGUUUGCCUUCCCACUUAAUGGCAUGCCAUCAGACUCUCUGGACCAGUGUCUAACUAGCUAACAUGUCCUUUUAGAUGACUGACAUGCUCCCCAGUGUAGAUGUGCUGUGACUGACUUGAACAAUUCCCUUGUUGAGACGCCUUCAGAUUGUUCUUAUCUUGCAAACAAUAAACACCUUUACACAGACA
Messenger RNA from Meriones unguiculatus (Mongolian gerbil), 2534 nucleotides. It is a transcript of the gene Prnd, whose product is annotated as prion like protein doppel. Gene Ontology annotation, cellular component: membrane. The record is from RefSeq and is a predicted model, not a curated record. The transcript is spliced from 3 exons. NCBI's taxonomy places the organism in Eukaryota, Metazoa, Chordata, Mammalia, Rodentia, Muridae. Gene Ontology annotation, biological process: intracellular copper ion homeostasis; protein homooligomerization. The coding region runs from base 96 to 632 and encodes 178 amino acids. Gene Ontology annotation, molecular function: copper ion binding.